AUGUCGUCGAAGGAGCUAGACUCUAUUAAGACCGAUCUCCAGAAGCAUCAUUCCUGGGAGAGAAUCGGUGCGAGCACAAACCAGGAGAAGAAUGCGGUUCUGACCAUCAUUUACGAGGUCUUCACCUUGGUUGUGCGCAAUAUUCACCUCCUUGGAAUUACCCAAGACACGAGCGUCGACGGCGCAGUGCGCAUCAUAUUGAAAUCCAAGACUCAGCGCAACAGUUUGCGCGCUGCUUUUGUUGCAACCCGAUUCCUCACUCGCUUGCCUGCAAACGUGAAGGGCACCAGGAAACUCGCUCUCAAACAGGAGAUGUAUCGGCUCCUAGAACGAUACAUGGAUCUCAUGAAAAAUACCUACUAG
Messenger RNA from Penicillium cataractarum, 363 nucleotides. RefSeq lists its product as uncharacterized. The coding region runs from base 1 to 363 and encodes 120 amino acids. The record is from RefSeq and is a predicted model, not a curated record. The transcript has a single exon. NCBI's taxonomy places the organism in Eukaryota, Fungi, Ascomycota, Eurotiomycetes, Eurotiales, Aspergillaceae.